GUGUGCUAGUGUUAAGCGCAAUGUAUGUGAGCAUCUGGUGCCACAAUCUGAAUUUGAGCAGCCGCAGCCUGGCCAUUGCCCUGGUGGUCUGCGUGACGCUCGUCUACUUCUCCUACAGCUUCAAUGCCUGCCUCUUUGAGAGCAUCAGUCGCUCCUUGCAGCAGAGCAAUCUACGAAAUUUGCUGACGCUGCAGCGGCGCAACGUUAGCAGCGAGCCCGUCAAGGAUGCCGGCACUGCUCCGGAGGCCACCUCCAGCACGGCUAUAAUGCCCAAUAGCACCGGCAGUGCGGCCAGCAUUGGCAGUGGCAUUGCCAGCGUCGAUGGCGCGCCCAAGUAUCAAAUGCUGCGCCAGCAGGGAUUGCGCCCCUCACGCCAUUUGCCCGAUACGCUCAUCAUUGGCGUUAAGAAGAGCGGCACCCGGGCACUGCUCGAGUUUAUACGCCUGCAUCCGGAUGUGCGUGCCGCCGGCUCUGAGGUGCACUUCUUCGAUAGGCACUAUCAGCGCGGCCUGCGCUGGUAUCGCCAUCAUAUGCCCUACACCAUCGAGGGCCAGAUAACCAUGGAGAAGACGCCCAGCUAUUUUGUCACAAAGGAGGUGCCGCAGCGCGUAUAUCACAUGAACCCGGCCACAAAACUACUGAUUGUGGUGCGAGAUCCGGUGACUCGCGCCAUCUCGGACUAUACGCAGGCGGCUAGCAAAAAGGCGGACAUGAAACGAUUCGAGCAGCUGGCCUUUGUUAAUGGCAGCUAUUCUGUGGUGGACACCAACUGGGGCCCAGUCAAGAUUGGUGUCUAUGCGCGUUAUCUGGAGCACUGGAUAUUGUACUUUCCGCUUUCGCAGCUGCUCUUCAUAAGCGGCGAGCGCUUGAUUAUGGAUCCGGCCUACGAGAUUGGACGUGUACAGGACUUUUUGGGUCUGAAGCGUGUGGUCACCGAAAAGCAUUUCUAUUUUAAUGCCACCAAGGGAUUCCCCUGUUUAUUCAAAUCGGAGGCACGCUCCACGCCCCACUGUUUGGGCAAGACAAAGGGACGCAAUCAUCCGCAUAUCGAUGCCAAUGCGAUUGAGCGACUCAGAGAAUUCUACAGGCCGUUCAAUAAUAAGUUUUAUCAACUGACUGGCAUUAAUUUUGCCUGGCCCUAGAAUGAGUGAGAGAUAGUGGCAGAGGGGGAGAGAGAGGGAGAGAGAUAGAGAUGUUGUUGCAGCGGAAUUUAGCAACAGACUGAUAUUGUUGAUUGCAUUUUUUAUACAUACCAUUGUACUUAUACAUAGAAGAUAUAUAUACAAACAAAUAUGGUAUUUGCUAUCGAUGUGAUGCAAUUGCUGUAUGUUUGAAAGAUACGCUACGUAAUAUUGCUCAAUUAUUGAAAACAAUAUGAUAACAACAAAAUAAUAAACGGUUCCUUCUCUCAAUACACAACGCACAGACACACGAAAACUACUAUAUAUAAUGCCUAAAAAA
Molecule: messenger RNA, 1461 nt
Organism: Drosophila virilis
Lineage: Eukaryota; Metazoa; Arthropoda; Insecta; Diptera; Drosophilidae
Gene: Hs3st-B
Product: Heparan sulfate 3-O sulfotransferase-B
Molecular function (GO): [heparan sulfate]-glucosamine 3-sulfotransferase activity
Source: RefSeq, a predicted model, not a curated record